Colias croceus (clouded yellow) is the source of this 600-nucleotide messenger RNA. Its product is annotated as centrosomal protein 20. Gene Ontology annotation, cellular component: motile cilium; centrosome; ciliary basal body. Bases 58 to 492 code for a protein of 144 amino acids. Gene Ontology annotation, biological process: microtubule anchoring; cilium assembly. NCBI's taxonomy places the organism in Eukaryota, Metazoa, Arthropoda, Insecta, Lepidoptera, Pieridae. The record is from RefSeq and is a predicted model, not a curated record. The transcript is spliced from 2 exons. Gene Ontology annotation, molecular function: protein binding.
CGAAAAUACAUUAAAGAAAAAUCAGUUCAUAUUGAAUCGUGACUAAUUGAAUUCUAAAUGAAUGAAAAUAAAGCGAUUUCUGAAAAAGAGCUUUUAAACUCGAUAAAAAAUCUUUUGAGAAAAAGUGGACACUUGAAUAAAUUUCAAGCCGAGAUGAGAGCGAAAGUGACAGAAAUUCUCCAAGACAAGCAAGUGUCCCUUAACCCGAAUUACAAAAACACAGGAGCCCCAAAGCCCAAUAGUGAAGUACUACUAAUCAACGAGCUUGUAAGAGAAUACUUGGAGUGGAACGGAUAUCUAUACACAGCAUCUGUUAUGUCUUCUGAAGCUGGUAUGGCAAAGACUAAGAGAUCCAGAGGAGAACUUUGCGCUGAGGUAGGGGUUAAAGAUGACGAAAAGUCUGCUACCUUACCACUGCUAUCGAAUAUUAUUGCCGCUUAUUCGGAUCGAAUCAAACGCAAGAUUAAUAAAGUGAAGAGAGAUGUACAGUAGUGGCAUUUUUGUACUUUUUAAAUUGUAGUAAAUUCAAUGUUUUAUACUUCUGAUUUAUAUGUGAUAUAUUUUAGUACCGUUUGUGCUCAUUAAAUAGAUUUAAAAGUA